ACCAAUCAGUGGGUACAGUAGUGUGAAUGGUGGUAAUAUAUUUAAAACCUUUUGAUAAGUGUUUCAGAUCAGCAUUGUAUGUCUGUGUCUAUACAUAACAUAACAUAGCCAUGCCACAUCUUGCUCUUUCAUUGUGAAAUUGAGAAAUAAGCCUGUAGUGGUUAGAUGUGUUUCGAGGAUUACCUAUACACAACCAACCACAACAGUAAACUUUUAUUUUGAUCUACUCAGAUGGCUGUGCAUAAAGCCGCCUAUGAUUUUUGAGGCAGAAGGCCGUCCACCAAAAGUCAGGAUCAGAGGUUUCUGCCUGUUAAAAGGAUUUUUUUUCCUUGUCGCUGUGGCACCAAAUGCUUGUUCGUGGGGGGAAUUGUUGGGUCUCUGUAAAUUAUAGUGUGGUCUACAUCUACUCUACUCUAGACCUAAUCUGAAGUGUCCUGAGAUAACUUCUGUUGUGAUUUGACACUAUAAAUCCAAUUUAAUUGAAUCGAUCAUAGACAGCUUUAAAUUGUUUAUCUAUAGAACUUGUCAUUGGAAUGGUGGGUGCUGUUCAUGAUAAGAUUCUGUGAUGUCAUAAUGAGCCAUUCUAGAAUCUAGAAUCCUGUAUGUGGAAGCAUAAGUCUUACACACAACUAGAACCAAUUGUUGAGAGUCAGGAGAGAAACCUGUACCUAAGUUAUAAGGAGUAACAGUCUUCAUACUAAAGAGCAAAGAUGUCGGUGUAUAAUCAGCUCCGUCUGGAACAAGAGCUUUGUGACGCGGUGAUCAGAGUGGACAAUGUUGAAUUUCACACGCACAAAAUCAUCCUCUGCAACUGCAGCCCGUACUUCAAAGCCCUUUUCACCCACUGGUCAACCCCAGACAGUCGGGUCUUUGACAUUCCCAAUGUGUCCCCCGGCAUGAUGAAGCUCAUCAUUGAGUUUGCCUACACUGGCUUUGUUCCUGUGACACAAGACAUUAUACAAGAGCUUUUUGUCGCAGCAGACCGGUUUAAUGUAAUGGGCAUCAUACGAGCCUGCUGUGACCUCCUGGAGAAGCAGCUGACCCCACAAAACUGCAUUGGCAUCUGGUGGUUCACAGACAUCUAUUACACCCCUGAACUGAACCACAAGGCAUUCCUUUACAUGCUGAAUCACUUUGAGGAGAUUGCUGCCACCUCAGAAGAGUUCCUGCAGCUCUCUGCGCAGGAACUUGCUAAAAUCAUUGCGAAUGACCGACUCAAUGUGAAGCAGGAGAAUACGGUGUUUAGGGCUGUCCUUCGCUGGAUUGCCUACGCAACUGAGGAACGCAGAGAAAACAUCUCUCUGCUUUUGUCCAACGUCAGGCUGGCUUUAAUGAGUCCAGAAUACAUCACAGACAGUGUGAGCGACAACGAACUGGUGAAGGCAAGUAAAGAUUGUCGACCGAUUCUCCUGAGGACCCUGGAGGCCAUGCUUGACCUGCGAACAAAGGGGUUCUCUGACUCUAUUUCCUAUAACCUUUUGGCCCGCCCACGAUUGCCCUCUGCCAUCCUGUUGGCUGUUGGAGGCUGGUGCGGAGGCAGUCCCACCCAUGAUAUCGAGGCGUACGAUGUCCGUGCUAACCGCUGGGUCAAUGUAACAAACAAUGAGGAGGCUCCCCGGGCCUACCAUGGCACAGUUUUCCUCGAUGGAUCAGUUUAUUGUGUCGGUGGCUUUGACAGUGUAGAGCAGUUCAGCUCUGUGCACAGGUUCAACCUGGGCACGCACAUCUGGCAGGAGGUGACACAAAUGCAUUCGAGUCGCUGCUAUGUCAGCGUAACUGUGAUGGACGGGUGCAUAUAUGCCAUGGGAGGUUAUGAUGGACAUAAUCGACUCAGAAGUGCUGAGCGCUAUCAGCCCAAAAUCAACCAGUGGACUUUAAUUGCGCCUAUGCACGUACAGAGGAGUGAUGCCAGCUGCACAACCCUCCAUGGCAAGGUGUACAUUUGCGGUGGCUUCAAUGGGAGUGAGUGCUUGUCAUCGGCUGAAUGUUACGACCCAGAGACGAACCAGUGGACACUGAUCGCCUCCAUGGCCAGCAUGCGCAGUGGAACUGGGGUCAUCACCUAUGCAGACCAUGUCUUUGCAGUUGGUGGUUUCAAUGGAACCAGUCGUCUGCGCACUGCUGAGGCCUACAACCCCCACACUGACACCUGGCACGCUGUGCCCUCCAUGCUGGGCUCCCGAAGUAACUUUGGUAUCGCAGUGAUCGAUGACCGUCUCUAUGUGGUCGGGGGCUUCAACGGCUUUACCACCAUCCCAGACGUCGAGUGCUUUGAUGUCGAAGCUGGUGAGUGGUCUGAUGUCCGUGACAUGGAGAUCUCCCGCAGCGCCCUGAGCUGCUGCGUGGUGUAUGGACUCCCCAACUUGGCAGAGUAUGCUGCCCCUCAUCACUCCCUGCACUCCAUGGAUGAAGUCGAAUGAUGCUGUAUUUUUU
Sander lucioperca (pikeperch) is the source of this 2433-nucleotide messenger RNA. Its product is annotated as kelch-like protein 10. The record is from RefSeq and is a predicted model, not a curated record. Lineage: Eukaryota; Metazoa; Chordata; Actinopteri; Perciformes; Percidae. Gene Ontology annotation, molecular function: protein binding. The transcript is spliced from 5 exons. Bases 711 to 2420 code for a protein of 569 amino acids.